Cuscuta epithymum is the source of this 1929-nucleotide messenger RNA. The record is from the annotation of a GenBank genome assembly. Lineage: Eukaryota; Viridiplantae; Streptophyta; Magnoliopsida; Solanales; Convolvulaceae.
GCUUGAUAAUAAAUUCAAAUGCAGAUAUUGUCAGAAGGAGUAUUCGGGUGGAAUAACGAGGGUAAAGUUUCAUCUUUCUGGACUCAGAGGCCAUGAUGUUGAAAUUUGUACUCAAGUUCCCGAUGAUGUUCAAGCACAAGCCUUCAUUGCUUUGGAAAAGAACUCAAAUAAAAGAAGCAAAAGUGCGGUCAGUACUCCCUCUUCUGGUAUGAACGAUAAUCCCUCUUCUUUCAUGGGUUUGCAACAAACCACGAUGCCUGAGAUGAUAAAAAGAUGGAUAAAAGUGGUGUGGAUAAGUUGCUUACUAAGUUUUUCAUCAUGAAUAAUAUUUCUUUUAAUGUUAUUCAAAGUGAUUCCUUCAAGAACUUAGUGAAAGCCUUGGGUGAGUUUGGACCAACUUAUAGGUUACCUAGCUACACGACUUUGAGAACGAAGCUUAUUCCGGAAGCAAAGAAAGAGGUUGGUGAAUAUGUUAAGAAUGUAAAAAAAUCUUGGGAAAAAACUGGUUGUACUAUAAUGUCUGAUACUUGGAGUGAUCUCAAACAACGGUGCUAUAUUAAUUUUAUUGCACACUCUCCUGGAGGUGCCGUAUUCUUGCAAUUUAUUGAGAUUUCUAAAGAGAGGAAAACAGGAUAUUUGUUAAAAGAGUUGUGUUCUAAAGUUAUUGAUUUAGUUGGACCACAAUAUGUUGUUCAAUUUGUGACUGACAAUGCCUCGAACUUUGAAAGUGCCGGUGAGAUGUUAGUUGGAAAGUACCCCACCAUGUAUAAGACCAAAUGCGCUGCUCAUGGCAUUCAAUUGCUUUUUAAGGACAUUUAUAAGGAUCUUGAGUGGGUGAGGAGUGCUGUUGAUGAUGCAAAGUCAAUCCAGUCGUUUAUGUAUAGGCAUCAAAUUAUUACUGGAUUAAUGAGAGAUGCUACAAAUGGGAGGGAAUUGAAAAAACCGUGUGCCACUCGAUUUGCUUCGAAUUUUAUUGUUCUUCAAUCUGUUCUUGAGGUUGAGAAUGCAUUAAGGUUAUUCGUGGCAUCUCCUAUUUGGAGGGGUUUAGAGUAUACUAAGUCAUCUGAAGGGAAAAGGGUCACAUGUAUCAUUCAAGAUCCCGAUUUUUGGACGCGUGCAAAAGAAGUUAUUGAUGUUUUAGAGCCUCUUGUGAGAAUCCUUCGUUUAGUUGAUGGUGAUGGAGAUGGCAAAAGAAUCUAUCGACUUUAAGAGUGCUUUGAACGAGGGUAAAUAUGGCCGCAUAAAGUUACUAUUGCAAAAGAGGCGAAAUGAAAAUAUUCUUCACCCCAUCCAUGCUGCAGCUGCCUUCCUUAAUCCCGCAUAUAUGCUUAGUGACUCUUUCAAGGAAAAUUGGGAGAUGAAACAAGGAACUAGUUACAUUUAUGAUAAUCUAGUUUCAGUGGCCGAAAAGGAGUCUUUUCUUGAGCAAGUGCAACUUUAUCGCAUGUCUUAUGCCCCUUUAUUCUCCUCAUCUGCCAAAGCAAUGCUAAAAACAUAUCAUCCUAGAAUAUGGUGGGAUGUUUGUGGUGAUGUUCUUCCAGUGCUUCAAAAAUAUGCUAUUCGCAUUUUGAGUCAGCCAUGUAGUUCUUCUUCAUGUGAACGCAAUUGGAGUACUUUUGAAGCGGCCCAAACCAAGAAGAGAAACAGGUUGACUCCUCAAAUGCUUGGAACUCUAGUUUAUGUGAGGAUGAAUUCCAUGAUGAUAGAGAAGUUUCAAAGUAAAGAAGUGGCCGACAUGAAACCAAUUGAUUUGACAAGUCUAAAGGAUUGGCCGGAUUACGGAGAAGAAGUGGAACCGAUUUGUAGUGGAGCUCUUACGAUGGAAGAGGCUUCAAUCAUAGAUUCAAUGGAAGGACCUGACAAUCUUGACUCAAUUUGUCUAACCAUCGAUGACGGUGAUGGUGAUGAAGAUGACGAGUUUAACUUGGA